Solea senegalensis (Senegalese sole) is the source of this 1601-nucleotide messenger RNA. RefSeq names its product protein Wnt-7a (gene wnt7ab). The record is from RefSeq and is a predicted model, not a curated record. NCBI's taxonomy places the organism in Eukaryota, Metazoa, Chordata, Actinopteri, Pleuronectiformes, Soleidae. The transcript has 4 exons. Gene Ontology annotation, biological process: canonical Wnt signaling pathway; positive regulation of JNK cascade; cell fate commitment. Gene Ontology annotation, molecular function: cytokine activity; frizzled binding. The coding region runs from base 342 to 1394 and encodes 350 amino acids. Gene Ontology annotation, cellular component: extracellular region.
UGUGUGUGUGUGUGAGAGAGAGAGAAAAGACAGAAUCGCACUCGCCCAGAGCCCGCGGGUUUACCUGUGUGUGACACCCUCGCAAUGACAGCAGGGCCCUGCAGGGAAAGGGGGCCACGUCAGGGGAGUUUGGAUGAAACGCGCGUGUGAGAAAAGAGCUCGAGCUGUGUCUCCCCAGGUUUUUGAUGCGUCUCGCCACUUUGGAGCUACACUGUUGGACUUACCUGCUGCUGCUGCUGCUGCUGCUGCUUACCUGCUGCUGCUGUGAUCGAUAACAAGCUUGCUCAUAAGUUACUCAUCAGCUCCACAGAUCGUUGCAUGACACUGAGAGCGCGGGCGCAAUGAGUCGGAGAACGCGACGCUGGAUUUUAAGAGUUUUACUUUGUUUAGGGAUUGUUUAUUUGAAAAUUGGUGGCUUCGCGUCGGUGGUGGCCCUAGGUGCGAGCAUAAUCUGUAACAAGAUCCCCGGUUUGGCCCCCAGACAGCGGAUUAUCUGCCAGAGUCGCCCCGAUGCCAUUAUCGUCAUCGGAGAGGGAGCCCAAAUGGGCAUCAACGAGUGUCAGUUUCAGUUCAAAAACGGGCGCUGGAACUGCUCUGCGCUUGGGGAGAGGACAGUCUUCGGAAAAGAGUUGAAAGUGGGAAGCAAAGAGACCGCGUUCACCUACGCCAUCAUCGCAGCAGGCGUGGCCCACGCCAUCACCGCCGCCUGCACGCAGGGAAACCUGAGCGACUGCAGCUGUGACAAGGAGAAGCAGGGCUUCUACAGCAAAGACCAGGGAUGGAAGUGGGGAGGCUGCUCGGCGGACAUCAGCUACGGCCUGGGCUUCUCCAAGGUGUUCAUCGACGCGCGGGAGGUCAAACAGAACGCGAGGACGCUCAUGAACCUCCAUAACAACGAGGUGGGACGCAAGGUCCUGGAGAAGAACAUGCGGCUGGAAUGCAAGUGUCACGGCGUCUCGGGUUCCUGCACCACCAAAACCUGCUGGACUACACUUCCCAAGUUCCGCGAGCUCGGCUACAUUCUCAAGGAGAAGUAUGCCCACGCCGUGCACGUGGAGCCGGUGAAGGCCAGCCGCAACAAGAGGCCCAAAUUCCUCAAGAUCAAGAAGCCUUACUCGUACCGCAAGCCCAUGGAUACGGACCUGGUGUACAUCGACAAGUCGCCCAACUACUGCGAGGCCGACCCCGUCACCGGGAGCCUGGGCACGCAAGGCAGGGUGUGCAACAAGACGAUGAUGCAGCACAUCAGCGGGUGCGACCUGAUGUGCUGUGGGCGGGGCUACAACACGCACCAGUACUCGCGCGUGUGGCAGUGCAACUGCAAGUUCCUGUGGUGCUGCUACGUCAAGUGCAACACGUGCAGCGAGAGGACAGAGGUGUACACGUGCAAGUGAGACACUGUUUAUUUUGGAUAGUGUCGUGUGCGCGCGCGUGUGUGGUUGUGCGACGACGCAUGGGAGGCGGAAGUGGAACUCUUGAACGCCGCACACAGCGAGGAACUACUGCGGCGCGCGCACAGUAAGCUGAGGACGGGGCGUCGUCGUUCUUUUGCACACAGAGCUCUUCAAGGAUUGUUGUAGUUUUUUAUUUGGAUUUUUUUU